This is a messenger RNA of Symbiodinium sp. CCMP2456, 1983 nucleotides long. The record is from the annotation of a GenBank genome assembly. Lineage: Eukaryota; Dinophyceae; Suessiales; Symbiodiniaceae.
AUGUCAGAUUUCGGCACUCCGACGGGCCGCGAGGUGCAGCAUUUACAGACAAGACACGAUCAGCGAUGCCUCGAUAUCGAGGAAAAUGGGAACGUGUACAUGAGUGUCUGUCAAGCGCUCGAUCGGCAGAUGUUCUACUUCGAAGGUUCUCGCAUAAAGUCCCUCGCCAGCGACAAGUGCCUUGAUUAUGACCAUUUCAACGGCAACGUGCAUAUGUAUGCUUGCCACGAGCACGACAACCAGAAGUGGUACUUCAGUGGGGAAAGUCUCCGUACCAUGUGGGAUGACAAAUGCAUGGACUACAACUACAACACUCAAAACGUGUACAUGUGGUGGUGCCACGGAGGCAGCAAUCAGAAGUGGUUCUUCUCAGAAUCGUUUCUGACCGUCACCUCGACUACAGUGCUCGUCAGCAGAAGCACCACCACAACAAGCCUUGAUACGACCAUCUCGGGGAACACGUCCCCACCCAGCAACACUGCAAAUCCCACGACCCCUGCAACCACCAUCACCAUCAAGGCCACUACCACCACCACAUCCACCACCGCCACCACGACCACCACUGACACCACUACCACCACUCCCACCACUACCACCACUACCACCACUCCCACUACCACCACUACCACCACUGCCACCACCACCACCACCACCACCACCACCACCACCACCACAUCCACCAUUGUCACCACUGCCACUUCCACUUCUACAGCUAUGCCAGCCCCAGACACCACAACCACAUUCAUUCUGAAUGCCAGCACCACGCGUGGCAUCGAUCACGGAACACCAGCAAAGGAGCUUCCGAUCUUUGAUCGUCCAAUCUGCAACGAUGGUGCUGUGCCACAGGUUGAGGGGCAUCUGGCCUGGAACAGUCACUGGGUGCUGGAUGCAGGCUGCCGUUACGAGGUCUGGGAUGCCAAGGCCACAACUAGCUGUUUGUCAGGCAGCUGGGUGGUGCUGCAGGGAGCAUCAAAUGGCUUGCUGAUGUUCCACACGCUGCUCAUGAUGCUGACUGCACCAUCUACAAAUCGCAUCCGCCCUGGAAGGUUUGGUGGUCGAGCGGUCAUCGAUGUCUUCAUUCAAGACGGGCAGAUUCUGGAGUACAGUGCAUUGCCAUCUGUCGGAAAUCCGUGUGAGGGAGUAAAGCACGGCAUGAUGGAGGCUGCCGAGAGCUGCAAGCAACACGUCUUGAAGCAUUGGGCGGGCUUGCCGGAACACGGUCCGGACGUGUUGCGCAUAACCAUCUUUUGCUGGUGGUUCUGGGACACAACUCCCCUGAUCAUCGAUCUAGUCCAAGCUGAUCAGCACUGGGCAGAUGCAGACGUCGCAAUGGUCGUCCAGGUGUCAGCCUGGUACACGAUUUGCAACUACAUCAAGACGCAUGAAUGCCCGCGACAGGACCUGCUCGAGUGCAGCGAAGACGAGGCGGUGAGAAGCUUCAAUUCCGAGAUGCAGACGGCUCUGGAGAGGUUGAAGCCUUUCUGCAGUGUUCGAGCUCAACGGCACGGCUGCGUCGUUGGCACGAAGUCAUGGAGUGCUGCCGGCGGUGGUCUUGGCGCAUCCUUCGGGCACUUCGAUGAUCUUGUGCGGCAGAGGAUGACAGAUCUGGAUGGGCCUGCAGGGCUGCGAAUGUUCGACUUUUACAAGUUUGGUGCUGGUAUGCCACAGCAAACCAUACUGGGUCAUGGUUCGCAGAUUCUGCAUUCCUGGGCCUGGCAAAUCAUGUUGAACGGCUUCUGCCCUCGAGACGCCGCCAUGAAAGUCUCUGGUCUGACCUUCUCUGGACCCCUCUGCUCCGCGGCAGAAGUGGAUCUGGAGAAAUGCCCCGAGUAUGCUGACCUGUGUCGCAAAUGGGGCAGGUGCACGACGUGGAUGUGUAUGAACAGCAUCCCGUGUCAGCUACUGCCAUUUGAUCUACGCACCUUCAAUGCAGCUGCCACGAUUCAAGGCUCGCCAGCAACCUGGAUCCAACAGGCUGAGUAG